Molecule: messenger RNA, 1289 nt
Organism: Corticium candelabrum
Lineage: Eukaryota; Metazoa; Porifera; Homoscleromorpha; Homosclerophorida; Plakinidae
Product: pyruvate dehydrogenase [acetyl-transferring]-phosphatase 2, mitochondrial-like
Exons: 2
Coding region: 13-1236 (407 amino acids)
Biological process (GO): protein dephosphorylation
Cellular component (GO): mitochondrion
Molecular function (GO): [pyruvate dehydrogenase (acetyl-transferring)]-phosphatase activity
Source: RefSeq, a predicted model, not a curated record
CCCACGUGCCACAUGGCCGGCAGAUGGAGGAAAAUCAAGUGGCCGGUUAUAUGCCUCGCCGUGGCCGGAGCUGCGUACAAGAUUUUUUCCAAUUACAGAAUGAGCAGACAAAGGUUGCAUAGCCAACAAGAAGACAAAGCCGGUGGUUUGUCUGCUGAAGAGAUAGCAGAACGACUGAGGAAGAACGAAAGAAGACAGUCAGUCGUAGUGCCGUCUCGUGUGUCCCACUACACGUCUAACAGUCUGCCAUCCAACGUGCCCACUGAAGACAGACACAGCAGUCACGUGAUUCACGAUGACAGUGUGUUGUUGUUUGGUGUGUAUGAUGGACACUCUGGUUGGCAAGUGUCAGAGCAACUCUCGAAGAGAUUAGGACCGCGAGUCGAUCUUGAACUGAAGAAGGAAAGAUCUAUCGACAACGACUUUAGUGAAUUACUGAAACGGGUGUUUGUGUCGCUUGAUAACGACAUUGGACUGAAAUGCCUCAAGUUAGCUGAAAAAGGUCUCGAUAGCGAGGUGGCUGAAACGGCUGCAGCAGGAUCUUGUGCAGUCGUUGCUACCAUCCAAGGCGAUGAAUUAAUCAUUGCAAACACUGGAGACUGUCGAGCUGUACUGGCCGUUCGACAACCCGACGGGAAAAGCUACAAGGCAAUCGAGUUGACACUUGACCAAGAUGCUAAUAAUCCCGACGAGGUGAACCGGUUGUUAUCAGAACAUCCCGGCGAAGAACAUACCGUGUGGCAGAGGAAUCGUUUGUUUGGACAGCUGCAACCGCUUCGGUCGUUCGGCGACUUCCGUUACAAAUGGACGCUUCAACAGCAGGAGAAGUCACUACACAAAUGGUAUGGCAGGCAAGCGACACCACAUAACUAUGUCACGCCGCCUUAUCUCACUGCCGAACCUGUUAUAACGAGGCACCGGUUAUCGCCUAAUGAUGCAUUUCUAGUGCUUGCAACCGACGGCUUAUGGGAGAAACUCAACAGUGACAGAGUCGUUUGCCUUGUUGGUGAACACAUACACGAGAUGAGUCGACGUCGUGACAUUGGGAAUGGAGACGACGUACGUUUUGACUCAAAUCCGAGCACUCACCUUAUCCGGCAUGCUCUCGGAGGGAAAGACGACGUAAAACUGUCAGUCAUGCUGACAACAGAGCCACCGUUUGUUCGUUGGUUGAGAGACGACAUCACUGUCGUAGUCAUCUUCUUUAAGCAGACAGAAAUCAGAAGCAAACUGUAGCAUGAUUAUUAUUACAAUAAUACACAGUAUAGAAGACAUUCUAAUCUAUUAAA